UCAAGCUUUCUGCUACUUUCCCAUGGUUCGAAUUCCACACUCCCAAACAUGCCCUUACUUCCGGAACUCCAAAUCUCCCUGCCAAGGUGGAUUGGUAUAUUCCGAUGGUGGGUGCAAGACGACAGUAAGAACCAGUCGGAAGAUGGCAGAGGAGAAGAGGAAACAAUUACAGAGAGCCCCAAGUCGCCGAAUUCACCAGUGGAGUGUUACGCAUGCACGCAAGUCGGUGUUCCCGCCUUCCACUCAACCAGUUGUGACCGAGUCGAUUCGCCUGAUCAAUGGGAAGCUUGUGCCGGGUCAUCCCUGAUCCCGAUGGGAAGCCGUGGGGGAAGCGCCUCCGCCGCCGCUUCGGGGUCGGAAUCGAAACGAACAAGGCAGUCGUUGAGGUUGAAGGGGCCGUUAGGGCGGGUGUUGGACCCUAGGAGCAAGCGCGUGCAGAGAUGGAACAGGACGUUACUGAUAGCGCGUGGGAUGGCGUUGGCCAUAGACCCGUUGUUCUUCUACGCGCUGUCUAUUGGGAUAGGGAAGGAGUAUAGUGCCCCCUGCCUAUACAUGGAUGGUGGGUUGGCCGCCAUAUUGACGCUGCUGCGGACGGUGGUUGAUGCGGUGCACCUCUGCCACUUAUGGCUACAGCUCCGCCUCGCUUAUGUCUCUAGAGAAUCCCUUGUCGUUGGCUGCGGCAAGCUCGUCUGGGACCCACGUGCCAUUGCCUCUCAUUACCUUCGCUCCUUCAAGGGCUUCUGGUUCGACGCCUUCGUCAUUCUCCCCGUCCCUCAGGCGGUAUUCUGGUUGGUGGUGCCCAAAUUGAUAAGAGAAGAGAAGAUAAGGUUGAUGAUGACAAUCCUUCUACUAAUCUUCUUAUUCCAGUUCCUCCCAAAGGUCUUUCACAGCAUUUGUAUCAUGAGGAGAAUGCAAAAGGUUACUGGUUACAUCUUUGGCACUAUUUGGUGGGGCUUUGGCCUUAAUCUCAUUGCCUACUUCAUUGCUUCCAAUGUGGCUGGGGGUUGCUGGUAUGUCCUUGCAAUCCACCGAGUGGCUGCGUGCCUCCAACAACGAUGUGAUGAUAGAGGUAACAAGUGCAGAAUAUCUUUGUCUUGUGCAAAUGAGAUCUGCUACCAGCUUCCACUACCACUGGAUAUGAUCAAGAAGAAUCCAUGUAGUAUCAAUUCAAUGACAAUGCUAACUGAGACUCAGAAUGUGCCAGUUUGCUUAGAUGGCAAUGGACCUUACCGUUUUGGAAUCUAUAACUCGGCUCUCCCCAUCGUUUCCAGCAAUUCUGUUGUGGUUAAGAUCCUUUACCCAAUAUUUUGGGGCUUAAUGACCCUCAGUACAUUUGGUAAUGAUCUUGGACCUACAAGUCAUUGGCUAGAAGUGAUAUUCAGUAUAAUUAUGGUGCUCUGUGGCUUGAUGCUUUUCACUCUAUUGAUUGGGAAUAUUCAGGUAUUUCUGCACGCAGUCAUGGCAAAGAAAAAGAAAAUGCAAUUGAGGUGUAGAGACUUGGAGUGGUGGAUGAGAAGACGACAAUUACCGUCGCGUUUGAGACAAAGAGUACGCAAUUUUGAAAGAUACAGAUGGGCUACCAUGGGUGGAGAAGAAGAGAUGGAAUUGAUCAAAGACUUGCCUGAGGGACUCAGGCGGGACAUUAAGCGCUACCUGUGCUUGGAUCUCAUCAAGAAGGUUCCUCUGUUCCACAACUUGGAUGAUCUGAUCCUGGACAACAUUUGUGACAGGGUUAGACCACUAAUCUUCUCUAAGGAUGAAAAGAUAAUCAGAGAAGGAGACCCAGUGCAAAGAAUGGUAUUUGUGGUGAGUGGUCAAUUGCAGAGUAGCCAAACACUAAGCAAAGGCAUGGUAGCAACAUGCAAGCUAGGCCCUGGUAGUUUCCUUGGGGAUGAACUCCUUUCAUGGUGCCUUCGCCGCCCAUUCAUUGAUCGCCUUCCUGCAUCUUCCGCGACUUUUGUUUGUGUUGAAGCAACAGAAGGAUUCGGCUUAGAUGCACAACAUCUUCGAUUCAUCACCGAGCACUUCAGAUACAAAUUUGCUAAUGAAAGCCUUAAGAGGACAGCCAGGUACUACUCUUCCAACUGGAGAACAUGGGCUGCUGUGAACAUACAAUUGGCCUGGCGCCUCUAUUUGAAGAGGACAAGGGGCCCUAUAAUUCAGGCACCGGAAAAUGGCAAUGGCAAUAGUGAUCGUUUGCUUAUGCGUUGUGCUGCAUUGUUCUUGUCUCUUAAACCGCAUGACCACCUUGAAUAAGUGCCCAAGCUGCCUUCAUUUG
Molecule: messenger RNA, 2278 nt
Organism: Telopea speciosissima
Lineage: Eukaryota; Viridiplantae; Streptophyta; Magnoliopsida; Proteales; Proteaceae
Product: cyclic nucleotide-gated ion channel 2-like
Exons: 7
Coding region: 49-2256 (735 amino acids)
Source: RefSeq, a predicted model, not a curated record